Molecule: messenger RNA, 2949 nt
Organism: Fusarium poae
Lineage: Eukaryota; Fungi; Ascomycota; Sordariomycetes; Hypocreales; Nectriaceae
Exons: 1
Coding region: 1-2949 (982 amino acids)
Biological process (GO): double-strand break repair via homologous recombination
Cellular component (GO): chromosome; cytoplasm
Molecular function (GO): ATP binding; 3'-5' DNA helicase activity; nucleic acid binding
Source: RefSeq, a predicted model, not a curated record
AUGAACCCAAGCGAGGUACCGUGGCGUAUAGGCGUUCAAAGCCAGCAGUUGUUUCGCAACGGGUCGGCCAGCGGUUGGUUCGAGGUUGGGUUUGGGGCACCGGCCACCCAGACGGCCGACGAAGCCGCCAUGAUGGAGCGGACGGUGCGUGCCAUGAAGCAGAAGCAAGAGCAGUUCGAGCGAGAGGAUAAAGAGUGCAUUAAAGCCGCCGACGCAAAGACAGAUGCCAAUGCGUGGUUAGAGCGUGUGGGAUGGGCCGACCAUUUGCAGGGUUUGGAUCCGGAAGCCAUGAGACAGUUAACGGACCCGGUCGGCGAAGAAGAGCACGUUUUACAGUUGAUUCAGGACAGUAUCAUGCGGGUCAUGUUGCAGGCACGGAUCACAGCCACGCCCAGCACGGUUGGCAGCCAGGCGUUGUUCGAAGUACAGCGUAAAGAAGUCGACAAGAAGCCGCGGCGGCCGUUUGAUAACCGAGUCGAAGACGAUACGUGGGCCCGGUACACGGCGGUGUGGUCCAAGUUGAUAUGUUACAUUUACCGCGCAGAGGCGUUAGAAGACGACAAGAAGCCCGGGUUCAAAUUAACAAAGCAGCAGGGCGAUCGCAUAGAUGCGUUAGAAUCCAUGAUUCAGGAGCAUAUCCAAGAUCCCGAAGCCAACCCGUUAGACGAGGACGAGAUGGAUCAAUUAACAUUACAGCUGGUUAUCGCAUUACUGGACCACAGGUUAACGGUAGGUGAGUAUCGCAGCGCCAUUAUUAGCGGGUUGGCCGUAUUAGGGAUUCGUAAAGACGGCGGUUGGGUGGACGUGAUGGAUUAUACGCCCAUAUAUUCGGCCGUGAUCAAAGUGGCACGGGCGAUGAUUGUGUAUCAGUCAUAUCAGGAGAGGCAGGCCGAGGUGGCCCGGUUGCAGCGGGAGAAGGAUUUGGACGAGGAAGAGGCCGAGGAGGAGGCGGCCAGCAUGUUCCGCAUCGUGCGUGAGAAGGUGCAGAAGUUCAUGACGGUGACAUCAAAGGAGACAUACGCCGAGCCGACGCCGAUGGAUUGGAUAUACGAGGCGCGCACGUACGGCAUGUAUAUUCGGUUUAACACGCCAGCAGGCGGGACCGUGGAUUGGGACGGCGACCGCAUCAAAUACCGAAAGACACGGUUCCGGAUGAGCCAGUUGACGGAGAUGUUGCACGCGUUGACAAGGGAGGCGAGAGAGCAUUUGGCGACGUUGACAAUGGUGGAUGACGUGGACCAGUUGCCGCGGAUCCCGUGGUUGGCAGUGGAAGACGAUCACAGUGAGGACCGUGUAGGAUAUUCGUUUUUAUCCGACGAACGGAACCACGAGUGGGUAAAGAAGGGCAACGAUUGGGUGAUGAACCAGAUCAUCGAUACCCAACCGCACGGGCAGGGCCAGGCACGACGCAAGGUGUGGAUCGACAACGGGAGAAGAGACGGAAAGCCAUUCCAGGCCCGGGCGGUGCAGUCAUAUGGCCAGACGUUCAACGGGUUCAUGGAACGCAUGUUCAUAUUGAUGUACAUGAUGAGCCAGCCCGGACGAGUGACGGAGAUAACGGGCAUCCGGCACCAGAACACAAUGAACGGAGGCGUCAGGAACAUAUUGGCGCAUAACGGCAUGAUGUGCAUAGUCACGUUAUAUCACAAGGGAUUUCGGUUGACGGGCCAGGCCAAGGUGAUUCACCGGUAUUUACCCCGUGCCGUAGGUGAGUUAUUGGUGUGGUAUUUAUGGUUGGUUUUGCCAUUUUGGCAGCAGGUUCAGGGUGUCGUUAAAGAUGCCGUUAUCCGUAGCCCGUUUAUGUGGCCGGACGAAGUGGUGCGCAAGGCAGAGGAAAGCAUCAUGCAGGAGAGGGAGGCGAGACGAGCGGCAUUAGAGAGGCAGAGUCAGAAUGGCGGCAUGCAUAAUGAAGACGACGACGAUGGAGGGGAGGGAGGAGGCCGUGGUGAUGGAAAUCGUGUUAUAGAGAACCCGCACGACCCCGAUAACCCCGGGAACGCCGAUGAUAUUGGGUUCCAGAGUUGGGUGCAGGAGCGAAAGUGGACAUCAGACCGGGUCCGUCGAAUCAUCCAACGGCACAGCAGGCGAUUAUUAGGUGUGACGUUGGGUAUCAGUUCGUGGAGGCAGAUUGCGAUUGCCAUAGCCCGUCGGUAUUUAAACGGUGCAUUUAAAGAGUCGACAUUGGAUGGGGACGACGAAGAGGACGAUUUGGAUGAUAACCCGGUGGAUUUACAAGCCGGGCACGGAACGCACGUGGCCGGCAUGGUAUACGCACGCGAGUUGCAGCAGGGGUUGUUCAGCACGGCGUCGAUGCGGGACAAGUUCCGGGCCGUCAGCCGGCAAUGGCACCGUUUGUUCGAGUUCCAGGACAGCGAGGAGAGUGGUACGUUGCUCGCAAUCCGGCGAAAGCGUGCCCCGUAUGACACGGAGCGUGAGCAUAAUCGGAUGCAGCGGUUCAGGCGAUUGCAGCAGGUCGACGUCGCCGGUCAGUUGCGACAGAUGAUGGGGCCGUCGGCGGCAUUCCGUGGGCAACAGGAGACGGUGAUCCGGGCGAUUAUACGGGGAGAGAGUCCAAUCGUCCAGAUCGCAGGCACAGGCGAGGGCAAGAGCAUGUCGUUUUUAUUGCCGGCAUAUUGCGCCAACGACAACGGCGGGACAACAAUCGUGAUCGUGCCGUUGGUGUCAUUACGGGAUGAUUUACACGGUCGUUGCGAAAAGAGUGAAAUCGGAACAUAUGUUUGGAAGAGCCGCGAAGGACACCAGAUCGCCCCGAUCGUAUUCGUAACGCCCGAGUCAGCCGUGACGAAGGAAUUUGGCGAUUACGUGAACCGAUUGCAUGCGCGGUGUGCAUUAGACCGGGUAGUGGUGGAUGAGUGUCACACCAUAUUGGACAGCUGUUGGAAAAUCCGGGGAUCCCCCUUCCUUUCAGGGUUUAGACUGUCAGACUGA